Molecule: messenger RNA, 1877 nt
Organism: Otolemur garnettii (small-eared galago)
Lineage: Eukaryota; Metazoa; Chordata; Mammalia; Primates; Galagidae
Gene: CUEDC2
Product: CUE domain containing 2
Exons: 8
Coding region: 823-1686 (287 amino acids)
Molecular function (GO): ubiquitin binding
Source: RefSeq, a predicted model, not a curated record
GCAGGGUAAGGGGUUAGGGAGUAUGGGGAAUACUUGUUUGGGGUAGGUUAGUCCAGGAACGUCUCUCUGAGGUAACAUUUGAGCAGAGGCCUGGAGGAAGUGUGAGGAUGAGCCUGUCUGGAAGAUACAGGCAGGAAACAGCUCAGCAGGUUUGAGGAAAAGCAAAGAGAUCUGUUGGUGGGAAAGGGUCAGGUCUUGUGGAACUCCAUAGGCCCUACAAAGGAGGACGCAAAGUCCUGUACUUAGCUCCAGGCUGCUGCAAGGGUAGGGGUUAGGCAGGAGGAGAGAAUCCAUGAAAGAUUUCUCCUCUGUUUGGGCCCCAGAGCCAGAAAAGCCCCUUUGUGCAGAAGGUGGGUGGCAUGUUCUGGGUAGGGGAAGUGCUGUGCUUGAUCUCAAGGCCUGCUCCUUGAGGAGCUGGACAAUGGGGCUCCUUGUGGUUGGACUUGGGGGCCAAGUGGCCCCCUGAAUAAUGGGAUUCCUUAGCCACGAGGCAUGUGACCCCAAGACCUUGGCUUCUUGCCAGAGGGUCUGGACCUGUUGCUAGGAAAUGAGAUGGGGGAAGGGAGAGGUAAGGGGGGUACCUCCAUCUGGAGGCCUUCUCUGGAGACAGUGCCCUGCUCUGUCUCAGGCUGCAGGAGGUGAGAGAUGGGUCGGGGGAGUGGGUGUGGCUCUGCUUGGAGCAGUAGGAAGGGCAAAAUCUACAAAUGGUUCUACAGUAGGCCAGGAGGGAGGAGCUGAUGCCCCCAGGCCCAGUGGGUGGGGACAGGCUGGAGAGGGCCUGGCAAUCCUGUCUGUUUGUGUCCCUUCAGAAGAGGAGAGAGCAUGGAGCUGGAGAGGAUUGUCAGUGCAGCCCUCCUUGCCUUUGUCCAGACGCACCUCCCGGAGGCCGACUUCAGUGGCUUGGAUGAGGUCAUCUUCUCCUAUGUGCUUGGGGUCCUGGAAGACCUGGGCCCCUCAGGCCCAUCAGAGGAGAACUUCGAUAUGGAGGCCUUCACUGAGAUGAUGGAGGCGUAUGUUCCUGGCUUCGCCCACAUCCCCAGGGGCACAAUAGGGGACAUGAUGCAGAAGCUCUCAGGGCAGCUGAGUGAUGCCAGGAACAAAGAGAACCUGCAACCUCAGAGCUCUAGUGUGCAAGGUCAGGUGCCCAUCUCCCCAGAGCCCCCGCAAUGGCCUGAAAAGCUCAAAGAAGAGACCAGGUCUUCUGCUGAUGCUGCUGGGGACACUCAAGAUGAGGCAGCUGGUGCUGAAGAAGAGCUGCUGCCAGCGGUGGAUAUACUCCUAGAGGUCUUCCCUACCUGUUCAGUGGAACAGGCCCAGUGGGUGCUGGCCAAAGCUCGGGGUGAUGUGGAGGAAGCUGUACAGAUGCUGGUAGAGGGGAAGGAAGAGAGGCCUCCAGCCUGGGAUGGCCCCAACCAGGACCUGCCCAGGUGCCUCAGAGGUCCCCAAAAGGAUGAGCUGAAGUCCUUCAUCCUGCAGAAGUACAUGAUGGUGGAUAGUGCAGAGGAUCAGAAGGUUCACCGGCCUAUGGCUCCCAAGGAGGCCCCCAAGAAGCUGAUCCGAUACAUUGACAACCAGAUAGUGAGCACCAAAGGGGAGCGAUUCAAAGAUGUGCGGAACCCUGAGGCGGAGGAGAUGAAGGCCACAUACAUCAACCUCAAGCCAGCCAGAAAGUACCGCUUCCACUGAGGAACUGGCUGGACUCUGCUGGAGCCUUCUAGGCUCAGGUCCCAGAGGGAUGCAGGAGCCCUACACCCCCACAUAGGGGACUCCCUAACUCCUGUCCCCCAUCUUUAUACCCCUUCUCUAUGUCCUUGCUCCAUAGUGUUAAUCUAUUCUUGGGGCUGCCUCCAUGGGCACAGUAAAGGUUGCCCAAGGAA